AUGCCUGAUUUUUGUGCCGCCUACGGCUGCACCAACGCACGGAGCCUCCAAACCAGAACGCGUGGGAUCACCUUUCACAAGUUUCCCAAAUGCAGCGAGCGCCGGAGACAGUGGGAGCGUGCCCUGAGAAGGGAAGGUUUUGUGGCUAAUGACAGAACACUGCUCUGCAGUGAACACUUCAGAAAUGAAGAUUUCGACAGGACAGGGCAGACUGUCAGAUUCAAAGCUGGAGCUGUUCCAUCUGUCUUCAACUUCCCUGCUCAUCUUCAGAGGCCGGUAGCACCAAGAAGCACAAACGCUUCAAGAAAAUCAGGAGAAAACCAGCCCAUGGACCCCGAGCAGGAUCAACCUCCGCCUGAUGUUGCUCUUAAGGCCAAACUUGAUGCAGCCAUGGCCACAGUGCGUAAACUGUGGCGGGAAAAGAGCAAUGCCUUGGCAAGGGUAAGGAGGGCCAAGAAGAACAUGAAGGCUCUUCUGGAGGAGCUGAAAGCUAAGAACCUCAUCAAUGAAGAGCCUUUCUAUACAUGUCUAUGA
Molecule: messenger RNA, 534 nt
Organism: Carassius carassius (crucian carp)
Lineage: Eukaryota; Metazoa; Chordata; Actinopteri; Cypriniformes; Cyprinidae
Product: THAP domain-containing protein 2-like
Exons: 4
Coding region: 1-534 (177 amino acids)
Source: RefSeq, a predicted model, not a curated record